This is a messenger RNA of Coprinopsis cinerea okayama7#130, 1455 nucleotides long. RefSeq names its product DnaJ domain-containing protein. The transcript is spliced from 13 exons. Gene Ontology annotation, cellular component: cytosol. The record is from RefSeq and is a predicted model, not a curated record. The coding region runs from base 1 to 1455 and encodes 484 amino acids. NCBI's taxonomy places the organism in Eukaryota, Fungi, Basidiomycota, Agaricomycetes, Agaricales, Psathyrellaceae. Gene Ontology annotation, biological process: protein import into peroxisome matrix.
AUGGCACCCGUGGAGACAGAGUACUAUGAUUUGCUGGGCGUCCCAGUCGAUGCGGACGAUACGCAGCUCAAGAAAGCGUAUCGGAAGCAGGCCAUGCUUUAUCACCCGGACAAGAACCCAUCGCAGGACGCAGAAGAGAAGUUCAAGGAGAUCAGCAAAGCGUACCAAGUCCUGUCCGACCCGAAUCUCAGAGCAGUGUACGACAAGAAUGGCGCAUCAAUGGUUGACAAAGAGGGCAAUGUCAACAUCGAAGACGCCGCUGGAUUCUUUGCCAAUGUAUUCGGAGGAGAGCGCUUCGCAGAUUACAUUGGCGAGAUUGCCAUCAUGAAGGAUAUGACUUCGGUGGCGACGACGAUGAUGACGGAAGAAGAGAAGGCCGAGAUUGAGAAGGCGAUGAACGCGCAUAAAGAAGAAGACAAGACGAAGCACGUUGCCGAGACCGCAUACGUUCCACCGACCGCUGCUGCUGGUGCUGAUUCCAAGCCCACCGCCUCUGGAGCUGCCAGCACCACUUCUCACACUGCUCCUGGUGAAUCGAGUACCGCCUCAUCGCUCGCACCCGACGCAGCAUCAACAGCCACUUCAACCGGUACCACGACGCCUAAUGGAUCACCUGCCUCAAUCGCCGAGGAGAAGGAGCGUGAAAGGAAACGACGGGCAGAACAGAGGGAGAAGCUGAGGGAGCACGAAGAGCAGAGGCGAAAGGUCAUGCAGGAACGGGUAGCUGGUUUGACCACCAAAUUGGUUGAGCGGUUGAGGCCAUUCGUUGAGGCUAGGGACCCCGGGGGAAAGGAUGAUCCCGAGACCAAGGCCUUUGAAGAAAAGAUGAGGAAGGAGGCUGAUGAUCUGAAACUCGAGAGCUUUGGCGUGGAGCUCCUGCACACUAUCGGCAGCGUUUAUGUGAUGAAAGCCACAUCUGCUUUGAAGUCGCGAAAGUUCUUGGGAAUUCCAGGAUUCUUCUCCAGGUUAAAGGAGAAGGGGACCUUAGCGAAGGAUAUGUGGGGUGUCAUCGGUAGCGCGCUGAGCGUCCGCGAUGUCGUUAUGCAAAUGGAAAAGGCUCAAUUAAAGGGCGACGUCGACGAGGAAGAGUUGCGCGCUCUUGAAAUGGACGUCACUGGGAAGAUUCUGCUUGCUUCGUGGCGUGGAGCGCGUCUUGAAGUUGUCCAAGUCGUGCGAGAGGUCUGCGAGAACGUCUUGAAAGAGCCCGGUGUCUCUGAUCAAGUGCUUUACAACCGGGCAAAGGGACUGUUGUUGUUGGGUGCGAUUUUCAAGUCCACCGUCCCUGACGAGUCCGAUGAAGAGCGCCGUGAACUUGAGCGAAUGGUCGCUGAGGCUGCCAAGCCAAAGAAGAAGGCACCCAAGGAUAAACACAAGAAGGCUACCGUUGAAAAGGAGAAGAGCCCCGCUCCAACACCCGCACCUGGCGCGUCACCUGCCACUGGCGCCACCGCCUAA